Messenger RNA from Dicentrarchus labrax (European seabass), 1394 nucleotides. RefSeq names its product survival of motor neuron 1, telomeric (gene smn1). Gene Ontology annotation, cellular component: nucleus; cytoplasm. The record is from RefSeq and is a predicted model, not a curated record. Bases 333 to 1187 code for a protein of 284 amino acids. Gene Ontology annotation, molecular function: RNA binding. NCBI's taxonomy places the organism in Eukaryota, Metazoa, Chordata, Actinopteri, Moronidae. Gene Ontology annotation, biological process: mRNA processing. The transcript has 8 exons.
AGCAGUUAGCGGCGAAAUCCACACAUCUUCACAUUGAUGGCGAAUGGAUGCAAGGACGCGUUGUUCACACGCGGAACUGGACAGGUUAGUUACGAUGCACCGAUGGGCCUGAGAGGACAACACGUAAACCUCCGUAGGCCGCUGUGGAGAGAUGGUUGAGCUACGGAACUUAGCUACAAAACCAGCGCCGAGUUCGGCUAAGUUGGGUAACAAAGAGAAAAAGGACAGAAAAAAAAAAACUCAACAAGGAAUCCAUAUUGUACCUGAUAUUACCUUAUUGUAAUACAACGUGUUGGUCAGACAUCACGUUGAAUAGUUUUAGCUGCACAGAGAUGUUGCACUUACUGAAGCAUCCUUCCCACAGUGCAGCGUGGGAAGCGAAGAGUGAUGAUUCGGAUAUCUGGGAUGACACUGCGUUGAUAAAGGCAUAUGACAAGGCAGUCGCAUCAUUUAAGACUGCCCUGAAGGGUGACGAUGAGCCGCAAGCCUCCAAGAAAAACCAACCAGGAAAAAAACGCAAGAACAACAAAAAGAACCAGAGCAGGAAGCGAACAAAUGCACCACUGGAUAGAGAGUGGCAGGUUGGAGACUCGUGCAGUGCGUACUGGUCAGAGGAUGGCCAGCUCUAUGCAGCCACCAUCUCCUCCAUAGACGAGAAGAGGGGCACCUGUGUAGUUGUUUUUACAGGAUACGGCAAUGAGGAGGAGCACAACCUUGACGAAUUGCUUAUGGAUAUUUCUGAGGGUGAUGAGGAAACAAAUACCAAGGUAAAUGAGGCAGAAUCGUCAACAGAGGAGAGUGACAGGUCAACCACAUCAAACCAGCACAAACAACAGCCACACAGUAAACCCCAAAAGUCCAAGGCCCACAAAGAACCUCCUCCUAUGUGGGCUCCUGGUUUCCCCGGGUUUCCUCCAGGUCCACCUCCCAUGCAUUCUUCCAGACAGGGGGGAAGCAGACGAUCUGGUGGUCAUGGGCCUGUACCUCCUUCCUGGCCUCCCAUGAUGCCUUUUGGUCCACCAAUGAUCCCUCCACCUCCACCAAUGAGCCCUGACAUGGUCGAUGACGAGGCCUUGGGCAGCGUGCUCAUCUCCUGGUACAUGAGUGGAUAUCACACAGGAUACUACUUGGGGUUGAAACAAGGACGCAAAGAAGCUGCCAACUGGACAAAACUGCACCACAAAUGAAAUGAUCAACUCGAGAUUUUAGUUUCAUUUACUCAGGGCAUCACCUGGAACAGCCACCCUCCCCGUCGUGUCUGAUGUGUGUCCUCCUUGAUUCAAAAGGAAGUGUUAAAAAUUAAAUGUACAGCCUGUGAACAGGGCGUUCAAGGAGAAGAGUUUUGUAUUCUUUGUAAAUAUAUUAAAUAAAGGGUAUCAGAGCACAGUUGAUAA